Acanthopagrus latus (yellowfin seabream) is the source of this 2794-nucleotide messenger RNA. RefSeq names its product AP-1 complex subunit sigma-2. Gene Ontology annotation, biological process: intracellular protein transport; vesicle-mediated transport. Gene Ontology annotation, molecular function: clathrin-cargo adaptor activity. NCBI's taxonomy places the organism in Eukaryota, Metazoa, Chordata, Actinopteri, Spariformes, Sparidae. Gene Ontology annotation, cellular component: membrane coat; AP-1 adaptor complex; intracellular membrane-bounded organelle. The transcript has 6 exons. The coding region runs from base 140 to 622 and encodes 160 amino acids. The record is from RefSeq and is a predicted model, not a curated record.
AAAACGUUGGCCAACCGACAGUGUCGCGAGUGCCUGAUCGACCAAUCAGCGGCUUGAUGCCAAGUGGCCGUGCGUGCUUCAGGGGUGGCGUUGUGAGGCUCGUUUCUUCAGGGGGAGAAUACAGUGUGUUGUUUCCAAGAUGCAGUUCAUGCUCCUGUUCAGUCGACAAGGCAAGCUCAGGCUCCAGAAGUGGUACGUGCCUUUGUGUGAUAAGGAGAAAAAAAAGAUCACCAGAGAGUUGGUGCAGACCGUCUUGGCUCGGAAGCCCAAGAUGUGCAGCUUUCUGGAGUGGAGAGACCUCAAGAUUGUAUAUAAGAGAUAUGCCAGCCUUUACUUCUGCUGUGCCAUAGAAGACCAGGACAAUGAGCUCAUCACACUGGAGAUCAUCCACAGAUACGUGGAGCUGCUGGAUAAAUACUUUGGCAGUGUUUGCGAGCUGGACAUUAUUUUCAACUUUGAGAAGGCUUACUUCAUCCUGGACGAGUUCCUGCUGGGUGGGGAAGCUCAGGAGACGUCCAAAAAGAACGUAUUGAAGGCCAUUGAGCAGGCUGACUUGCUACAGGAGGAUGCCAAAGAUGCAGAGACCCCGCGCAGUGUGCUGGAGGAAAUUGGACUGACAUAAACAUGCUCCUCCUCCUCCUCCUCCUCCUCAUCAUCAUCAUCACCAUCUUCCACUUGCCACAAACUCCUUCAUCUGCCAGCUACUCUGCUGUAUGUAGCUGAUAACAACUCCAGUUCACCUUUGAGCACACUCAAUCUCACAGUCGUACACACACACACACACACACACACACACACACACACACACACACACACACACACACACACACACACUGUGUUACACAACUCUGCCUUUGUUUUCUACUUUCUUUCUGAGACAAACAAUGUAGCACUGUUUUGGUAUUUCCUACCGAGUUAUUUAUUUAUUUGUGUGUGUGAUGACGUUAACUGUUACCAAGGAAAACAGGAAGACCGCAUCAUUAUUAAGGUUUUUUUCUUUAUGUUUUUGCUGGUUUUGAGUCCACGCAAAGAUGCUGAACUGAGUGAACUGCUUGUUUUUCGAAUUGACCAAAGCUGAUGAGAUCACAGUAUUCUGUGAAGUAUAUUUAGUGAACUUUAACGAGCUGUAUUACAAAUGUGUUCUACAAACGUUACAGAAUAGAAUAUAUAAUAAAGGGAACUCAAAAGUAUUACAUUAAUAACACCAAAGAGGUUAAUGGCAGGAUCCCACUUAAUGUUGAAUGCCUUAAAUGCUGGAGGAUGUCCACUCAUUUUAAAUGUAGUGGCUAAAUACACUGGGUUUAUUCUAUUUAUGUAGUGUUUGGAAGACCUAAAUCACUUUUUUCUCUUUGUGUGUACUAUUGUGCUUCUUUAGAAAUGUAUCUGGGAUUGAAGUAUUUUACUAAAACAAAGAUAAACCUGUCUUUUAAAACAAAAGUCAGUGCUGUCUAGGCUAAAUUAAAGGUGUUAAUGGUAACAUGCUAAUGUAGCAUGUGAUCUCCCCUCUUCCCCCCUUGUGUUCAUGCCACAACAAAGCUGUUGUUCCAAUUAUCUGCCUCCUCAAGUGGCUCCUCAAGGAUAUUGCUCUACUUAACCUCGCUAACUCUAGCUGGCUAAUGCUAGGUAAAGCUAAGGCAGUACAAGUAGCUAGAAAAACACAGAGAUAAACAAAACAAUCCCCAAAAAAGCUCUGUGGAUGUAUUGUUUUUAAAGCAUGAUUUGUCUACAUAAAAUAUCAUCAGUGUGACCCUUAAAGAGACAGGAUGUUGCACCUAAAGCUGCAUCAAUCAUUUUUUGUUCACAAGAUGGCAGAAAAACGGACAAACACACUGCUAUUAAAAUUUAUCACACUGUUAUGACCACCACAUUAGCAAACAGUCAACUCCUCACGCAUCAUUAUCAUCUCAUCUCCACCUGCAGAAGUGUUCGAUUCCCGCUCCGUUAGCUGCUGGUUGUGACUCCAUCGACAUCUGAGAAACAUUCGGAUCUUAGCGAAAUGUGUGAAGUCACGCCUUUCAAUUAAUCUGGUAUAAAAAUUAUAGGUGCAAUAUGUAAGAACUGGCCAUUAGCUGAAUUCCUACUCAGAACAAACGGAGGGCUACAUAUCACUGUAGUAGCCGCUAACUGCUGCUUAAUGUAGCUGCCGUUACCUAUUUAGCUCAGUUAGCAAUGCAGCUAGUGGUCUGGAAUGUAAGCUCUGAGGACAAGGACUACCUAGGCUAGCUGGUUAGCACGCUAACUUAAAAUAUCUCUGUAACACAAUACAUAGACAUCAUAUAACAAAACUGUUAUUCCUUCACGUUGUGUUUGUAAUUACAUAUUUAAACAUUUCAUCUUAAAUUCUUACAUAUUGCACCUGAAAUAUACUGAUACAUGCAGCUAUAACUGUAGAUCAGAAAUUCAUUGAAAUCCAUUGUAAUAUGUGUGAUUUGAGUUAAGAAUGAAGGAGAUGUGAUAUUAUUUUGGAGACAGAUAAAGCAGGAGCGCUCUCUUUCUUUGUAUAUAGUCUGUAGUAAACAGUGUUGAUAUCUAGUAACAAACCAGUGCUAAUCAUUGUGACAAUUUAGACCAGAGGCACUUCCACCAGAGUAUUUACAGCAACACAGUUUACUCUUUUAAAGCCGGCUCACUGUCUAACCCACACUGAUGGUGUUUUAAUAUUAAAAACAAGGAAGAUUUGGCCUUUGUAAACUUCCUAUUUACUACUGUGACUGGAAAAAAAAAAGACUAAAUAGCAAUAGUGUCAUAAACCGUAGCAGAGUAUUAACAUUUUUAAGUCGUUUCCAGACCGACA